CCCCGUCCGGUCCGCAGCGCAGACGCCGAGCCCGCCGGUUCGCUCCCCGGACGCCCCGGCCCGCGCGGCCUCGGAGACGCGGCGUCGUCAGCAGUCAGAGCCCUCGGAGACAGCGAAGGGAAACCUCACUGGGUUACUAUGCGCUUGCGACUGCUUCCCUGGUUUUUCAUCAUUUUGAACUUUGCGGAAUACCUCGGCGGCCAGCACGCCUCCCGGGGAAGGCGCCAGCGGAGAAUGCACCCCAGCGUCAGUCAAGGCUGCCAAGGGGGCUGUGCGACGUGUUCUGAUUACAAUGGGUGUUUGUCGUGUAAGCCCCGACUGUUUUUUGUUCUGGAAAGAAUCGGCAUGAAGCAGAUAGGAGUGUGUCUCUCUUCAUGUCCAAGUGGAUAUUAUGGAACUCGAUAUCCAGAUAUAAAUAAGUGUACAAAAUGUAAAGCUGACUGUGAUACCUGUUUCAACAAAAAUUUCUGCACAAAGUGUAAAAGUGGGUUUUACUUACACCUUGGGAAGUGCCUUGACAAUUGCCCAGAAGGCCUGGAAGCCAGCAACCACACCAUGGAGUGCAUCAGCAUCGUGCACUGUGAAGCCGGUGAAUGGAGCCCUUGGAGUCCAUGCACGAAGAAGGGAAAAACAUGUGGCUUCAAAAGAGGAACCGAAACUCGGGUCCGAGACAUAAUCCAGCACCCUUCAGCAAAGGGUAACCUGUGUCCUCCUACAAGUGAGACGAGGAAGUGUACAGUUCAGAGAAAGAAAUGUCAGAAGGGAGAACGAGGAAAAAAAGGAAGAGAGAGGAAAAGAAAAAAACUGAAUAAAGAAGAAAGCAAAGAAGCAGUUCCUGACAACAAAGGUCUGGAAUCCAGCAGAGACACCCUGGAACAACGAGAAAACAAAGACAAACAGCAGCAGAAGAAGCGAAAAGUCCAAGAUAAGCAACAGAAAUCGGUAUCAGUCAGCACUGUGCACUAAAGGGUCCCAUGAGAGCAGUGUAGACCCUGUCACUGCUGUCACAACCAGAUGCCCAGGAGAGGUGGUACAGCCAUUAGGACCACAGACAGACGACACAGCAGUUAUUCCCUGCCUAGGCAGCCUUCCAAAUGGUUGUAUAUUCUUCGUGCAGGCAUAGGUCACAGCAAAGAGCCAGACAUUCAAAGAAGGGAUACUUUCACCUGGCUAUCUUAUGUGCUUCUGUGCAUUUUUAGAAGACAAGAAAUUUUGUACAGAAUUAUCAAUACACUAUAAGCCAUCAUCAGCAUAAUGAUGACCUCUGGAGAAGAAACAUCUUUUCCCUAUUAAAAAAAUAAUUUUCCAGCUAUUGUUUUAAGAAGUGAAAGAUAACGCUGCAAGUCCAAAGAGGCAGUAUCCCUUCACAACAAACAGGAGACCCGGGAGAGGAACACCACUCCAAGGACAGUGUGGUUCUGUCGGGGGAUCUGGAGAGCUCGAAGUUAGGGCCUGUGUUUGGAAUCAUUGGUUUUACCGUCACAGGAGCCACUGCAUCCUAGAAGUGUUACGAUGACUUCUGUCAUUCUCAUCCUAUGCUUCUGCAAGAAUCAGGAGAGUGCAGACCAGAGUUAAAUAUUCUGUGUGAGACUGGAGGACGGCAAAACGUGGAAGGGAUCAUACAGCUGGAGAUCGCUUCUUGCUCCGCAAAGCUGUGAAGGGUCGUGAUCCCUGGGACAGGUCUCCAAUCUAUGGCAGCGCUGGUGGGUCAGCCUCGGCUGCCCUUCGGACUACAUAAGUGUAAACAUGUGCCUGUAACUUUGUUCUAAAAACAGAAUCAUACUUAUUAGGAGGAAAUUCUGAUUUAAUAGAAAACAAAAAAAUAGAGCCAGGAGAAUAUACUAUGUUUGCAAAGUCUUGGGUUUCCUUUCUCUUUCAAUGAGGGAAAAACAGUUUCCUUCCCUGCCUACUGGUCCACCUGGAACUAAAAGGAAUACUACUUUCUAACAGGGUGUGUCUAGUACAGGAGAAAGCCACCAAAAUAAAUAUAUUUGUUAAUGGUUUUUAAAGUUUGGUUCACUUUGUUUUAUUGUUUGUUUUAUUGGGGAAUUUCUUCAAUGUUUUUAGGGACUCAAGAAUUAGAAAAGAGAAGUCUGCUAAAUCAGAGAAUGUGUGUCCUAUAUGAUUCCGAACCUACAACAUUUCUUAGUAUGUUUGCCUUUUGAACCCACCUUUAUCUGAGCCAACAGAGACUUAUUGCUGGGUUAUUAGGAGAAAUGUAUUCGACCUUUUUCUUAUUUUAAUCAACAAAAAUCCUAGUUACAGACUCGUGGCCUACCUAAUUGAUUUCACUGCUCCCCCGAUUGCCUAGAAAUGAACGUCUUUUCUCAUACGUUGGUUCCUCCUGCAACGUCAACAUUUAGUCUUUUCUUCUCCAUAGUUCCUCAGUCUGUGGAUCUCUUUUGGAGUCAGAAGUCACCCUAGCUGAAGGCCUCUCCAUGAUUAACAGAGGACCUGGCCAGCCCUGUACAGGAGGAGGCAGCUCAGUACCCAGCGCAGAAUCUCAUGCCUCACCCUGAAGCCUUCCUGCUGUCACAGAAGGAUGAGUAGCUGUUCUGUCCACCUCAAGUCCUAGCCCUUUCGAGAUCACUGCUUUCUGAAGAAUUUGCAAUUAAUAUACCUUCUGCCCGUCUGUCUGUCUGUCUGGGCACCCUUUCUCCACCAACUGUACUGCCCAUGUGGACUGCUUGGCUUAAUUGAUUUUCUCCCUCUCUUUUCCUUUUCCAAGAUAUAAAAACGUUAAAUGAUGUAUUCCUCUUUUACUCCAGUGCCUCUUGUCUGCAGCACAGAAGUUUUUAAACUAACUUUGUUCACAACAUGUCUAAUUCUAUCUUCAAGGAGAAGUACACUUCAUUCCACAGAAUUACAUCAGGUGGAAGUGUGUGCCUGUGUUUUAGAACUUUGGGAGUUUCAGGAACCACCCUUGUCCUCAGUGUUAUCCAGACAAGUAUAAGUAGCCAAGCUAUUUUGCACAUCUUUCUAUAUUUGUCUCCAUUCUUUCUACAGACAUGAGGAAGGUCUAUACCUGCAUUCACAAUACUGGGAAAGGGUUAUAUGAACCAGGACAUAGAAAUGAUGACUAUGUCUUCCCACGUGAUCCUCUUGACCAUGGCAGUGGAUCUAAAUCCUUGAUGCACAAAACUUAAAUACAAAGUUAAAGGGGCUGGGGAUGUAGUUCAGCAGUGCCGCACCUGUCUGGCAAGCACAAGGUCCUGAGUUCUAUUCCCUGGACUGGGAAAAAAAAUACAAAGUUAAAAUUGUUAAAGUACAAAGGAUGUCAGGUCCAGUGAUGUACUCCAUAAUCCCAGCACUCCAGGAGGCUGAGGCAAGAUUUACAAGUUCGAGCCCAGCCUAGGCAACUGAGUGCCUUAGUUAGACCCUGUCUCUAAUCAAAAGACAAAAAGGUCAGGAACAUAUAUCAGCAUGAAGGACCUGGGUUGAAUCCCUGGUGUUUGCACACACACAGUACAAAUAAAAAAGAAGGAAAAAUUAAUAUUAAUGGAGAUUAAUUCAUACAUUGGGUAAAAUAUAAAGGAAGUAAAAAGUAAUAUCGAGUUUAACUGUAAUUCCCAACCCAUUUGUAGUAAAGUGUUAAGCACAUGGGAUCAUAGAAUAUUCAAACUAGUAUCUUUGAGCAAAAACUCAUCAACUUCUGGUACAGCUCCCACAUAAUCACAGAGGAAGGCUCUGUAGAUGGUAACAGCAGUGGGUAAAUUCUCAAUACAAAGACAGGUCGGAGGGAGUGGACAGUAUAAACUUGUCAGUGUCUGAAGCCCAGGACUCCAGAUUCUGCUUUGUAAUAGGAGAAGCUUCUGUUCUGUCAUCGGAUUUGGGCUCAGUUCCAGGUGUACAACCAUUGAUAGGUCACUUAUCUGCUCUGCUGUGGUCCCAAUUUCUCAUGUCCAAUAAGAAAGCGGGGGACCGGAGAAGAUCUCUGGUCUCAAGCAAGGGAACUUCUGGCACUUCCUCCAGGCCAGGGUGAUGCCCCUUAAAGUGUCCUCAAUAUCCACAGUGUCCUUAGGAAAUUGUCUUAACCCUGGUUUCCCAAAAGUGGAAAUGCAUAGGCUGUCAAAGCAUACAGAUUUAACUCUGCUGCUCUGCUGCAAUUGAAUUAAAAGUGGUUCACAUUAGUGGGUAUUAAAAUAUCACAAUGUAUAACAUAAGGAAGAAAAAGUAUGUAUAAAUGUAGCUAAUGCUAAGAUAGACUGAUCCUCUCCAAGGGAGAUGGGAAAGAAAGCAGAGUACUCUGUACAUAGAGUUAGACAGCCUAUGUUAUCCUGGAGUUCUGCUACUAACUGGCUGUAACUUGUGUGGGCUUGGGCAAGUUGUAUUGUCUCUCAGAGCUUCCAUUCCUCAUCUGCGAAUGGAAGUGGCAACGUCUCCCAGAAGGUUGUAAUGAUAAGUACAAGGUUCAUCACCUAUAUAAUAACUCCUGUCAACAAAUAGGUAUCAAUAAAAAGUAAUGACUAAUUCCACCUCAAA
This is a messenger RNA of Heterocephalus glaber (naked mole-rat), 4482 nucleotides long. RefSeq names its product R-spondin 3 (gene Rspo3). Lineage: Eukaryota; Metazoa; Chordata; Mammalia; Rodentia; Bathyergidae. The record is from RefSeq and is a predicted model, not a curated record.